This is a messenger RNA of Papaver somniferum (opium poppy), 3040 nucleotides long. RefSeq names its product pentatricopeptide repeat-containing protein At3g46790, chloroplastic-like. Gene Ontology annotation, molecular function: protein binding; RNA binding; zinc ion binding. NCBI's taxonomy places the organism in Eukaryota, Viridiplantae, Streptophyta, Magnoliopsida, Ranunculales, Papaveraceae. Gene Ontology annotation, biological process: RNA modification. Bases 40 to 1971 code for a protein of 643 amino acids. The record is from RefSeq and is a predicted model, not a curated record. The transcript has a single exon.
UGAAACUGUCUCCCUCUCUCUCUGAGUCCCGAGUAUUCAAUGCUUCAUUUGAAUUCAAUUGUAAAGAGAAACAGAAACUCCCUCCUCAACGAAUUCAUUCUAUCUUUCCCGUCUUCUUCUUCUUGCAAUCAGUUCCUCAAAAUCCCAUCUUUUACAACAAAUUUAAACACUAAAAAACUCAACUUUUGUCCUCAAGAACCCUCACUGCAAUUAUCAUCGUCAACUUAUACCCACCACCAUUACUUGUCUCUUCUUCAAACUUGUGUUAACAAGAAAUUGAUUGAACCAGGAAAACAAAUACAUGGUCACAUUAUUCUUACUGGUUUAGGUCUACAUGAUGUCAAAAUAGCAACCAAAUUAGUUUGUUUAUACUCUGCUUGUAACUACUUAUCCGAUGCCCAAUUGAUAUUUGAUAAAUUACCUAAACGAAAUAUCUUUCUUUGGAAUGUUCUUAUUCGUGGGUACGCUUGGUUCGGACCUCACGAGCUCGCUAUCUCGCUGUAUUAUCAAUUGCUUGAUCAUGGUAUCAAACCUGAUAAUUUCACUUACCCUUUUGUUCUUAAAGCUUGUUCUUCACUCUCUGCACUGAAAGAUGGUGAAGUCAUUCAUGAAGAUGUGAUUCAGGCAGGGUGGGAAUCUGAUGUUUUCAUCGGUGCGGCUCUUGUCGAUAUGUAUGCCAAAUGCGGAUGUGUUGAUAAGGCACGUCCGGUUUUCGAUAGAAUUCCUGCAAGAGAUGUAGUCACUUGGAAUUCGAUGCUGGCUGCUUAUUCACAAAAUGGGUGUCCAGAGGAAGCACUUUCUUUGUGUCGUGAGAUGGCUUUGACCAAGGACUUUCAGUCGACUGUAACUGUUGCCACACUUGUCGCUGUGAUCUCAGCUUCAGCUGAUAUUGCAGCCCUUCUACAAGGAAAGGAAAUUCAUGGAUUUAGUUGGAGGCGAGGAUUUGAGACCCAAGAUAAAGUGAUUACUACUUUAGUUGAUAUGUAUGCGAAAAGUGGUUCCUUAAAGGUUGCUGGAAGAUUGUUCCAGCAACUUAAAGAGAAAAGAGUUGUUUCUUGGAAUGCAAUUAUUACUGGAUAUGCAAUGCAUGGCCAUGCUAAGGAAGCACUGGCGCUGUUUGCAGAUAUGCAGAAAGAGGGAUUUCCACCUGAUCACAUAACAUUCGUGGGCGUUCUUUCGGCUUGUAGCCGCGGAGGUUUCAUGGAUCAAGGGUGGAAGUUUUUCGAGUCUAUGUUGGAAGAUUACUUGAUCAAACCAACAGUUCAGCACUAUACUUGUAUGGUUGAUCUUCUUGGCCAUUCUGGUCGGUUGGUUGAAGCCUAUGAUCUAAUCAUGGGAAUGCAAGUUAGAGCAGAUUCUGGCGUCUGGGGUUCUUUGUUAAAUUCAUGCAAACUCCAUGGAAACGUGGAGUUGGGUGAACAAGCAUUAGCGAAACUAAUUGCAUUGCAACCUGAUGAUGCAGGAAAUUAUGUCAUUCUAUCGAAUAUAUAUGCCCAAGCUGGUAAAUGGGACGGAGUUGCUAAACUGAGGAUGUUGAUGAAGAAAAAAGGACUUAGGAAGAGCAUUGCUUGUAGUUGGAUUGAUGUGAAGAAUAAAACCCAUGGAUUUCUCGUCGGAGAUGUUUCUCAUCCUCAAUCAGAUGAAAUUUAUGCGGAAUUGAAGAGGUUGGGUCGCUUAAUGAAAGAAAUUGGUUAUGUACCUGACACUACUCCAGUUUACCAUGACGUGGAUGAUGAUGAGAAGAUGAACAUGGUUUAUGGUCAUAGCGAGAGGCUUGCAAUUGCAUUUGGAAUUAUUAGUACACCCUCAGGGACUAGGCUACUAGUGACCAAGAAUCUGAGAGUAUGUGAUGAUUGUCAUGUAGUUAUCAAAUUCAUCUCCAAAAUCUCCAAACGGGAAAUCAUAGUUAGAGAUGUAAAUCGUUACCAUCAUUUUGAAAAUGGUAAUUGUUCUUGUGGUGAUUACUGGUGAAACAGAUAGAGAACCUUAAAGGCAUGUUUCUCGGAAUGAAUGGACAAAGCUAGUCUGGAUAAUGCAGGUAUAUAUUUUCUUUUUCUUGUUCCAAAUCUAAUUCUGCUUCACAUUAUAUAUGCAUGUACCCUACUAAGCAUAUGAACCCAACCAAUUUCCUUUAGCUACCCAACUAAACUCGAGGUCUGUGAAUAAGGUUAUUUACAGCGAAAGAUUAUUAUUGCAAACAAUUAGAACAAAAAAGAGAAAGAAAUUGUGUACACAGAAGUGCCACAUGAAUAUUAAUCAAAUAAAUUGUUGCAUAGUUUCUGUCAGUGGACUAAAUGGAAUAGGUAGUGAAAGAUGACUAAAAGUUGUUUACAAACUAUGGCAGAUCACUUUAUGCACAAGUCCAUCAUACAUUUUUUCACAGUUUUAUAAUUUGCUGCGUAUUUGUUAAAAACACAAUGGAUAUAUACAAUUUGGGUGUGCCUUGCAUUUCUUAUGAGCAUGUCUUGAUGAUAACAUGGCAAAAUUAGCAAGAAAGAUGAUGGUCUUAUCCCCCUUUAUAAAUCGAUGUUCUUAACAUACCCAAUUUUGAUUCUAGGGGGCUGUAUUAGUGACCUUGUUCCCUGUCGAAUUAUAUGGAUUCACCAAAAGGUGGUCAUAGCAGUAGCUCAAAUACGAAACAGAAUCAUCCCUUCUUACAUUCCAGUCAAACAAUAAACUUUUUAUCUCAAUAUAAAGGGAAUGAUGAAAUGAAUUAGUGACAUGUAUCUAGCUUCUUCCUUUAUCAAUAAGAUUUAUAGGACCGUCAUACAUAUUAUGCCUUCCAUCGCAUAACAACUCUAAUAUGUAACCAAUUUCCCAUAAUGUCUUCUGAAAUGUCAAAACUGUGCCAUAAUAUGUAUCUAACUCCUUUCAACAACAUAUUUAGCUAGCCAAAACUUUUCCGGUACGUUUGUACUUAGCCUUUUGAAGUUACCUUGGGUAGAAAGAACUGUGAGACACACUAGCAACUGAAGGGCAAGAAAUGGCGUGGAACGGAUUAGAUGCGCUGGAAUUAUCAUUGAGCUCCAUGGUGUUCUCA